AUGUUCAUACACACCGAGUAUUCGGCCGAGAACACUGUCUCGCCCGUUUGCUCGGUAUCCUGGAUACGAAAACGGGAUCUGCACAUCCUAACAGUGGGUGUACAUACGUAUAGCAGCGACGCGCGGUUCGCGGCGCUACACGCGGACGGCUCGGACGAGUGGACGCUGAGGGUUGCGCCGGCGCAGCCGAGGGACUCCGGCGCGUACGAGUGCCAGGUGUCCACUGAGCCAAAGAUCAGCUUGUCUUUUCGCCUAACAGUUGUUGUGUCAAAGGCCGAAAUCCUGUCCGGGCCCGAGUUGUUCGUCCGGGCUGGUUCGGACAUCAAUCUCACUUGCGUCGCCAAACACGCGCCGGACCCACCGAGCUUCAUCUACUGGUAUCGAGGAGAGCAAGUGGUGAACUACGCGCAGCGUGGAGGCAUCAGCGUGGAGACGGAGCAGCGAACGCGAACCAGUCGAUUACUGAUCGCACGCGCAGCGCCGCACGAUUCAGGGAACUACACGUGCGCGCCUAGUAGUUCGGAAUCAGCGUCAGUGAUAGUCCACGUGCUGAGCGGCGAGAGGCCAGCAGCGAUGCAGAGCUCAGGAUCAACGCCGCCGCGCCUCGACCGGGCCAUCCUCGCCACCGUCGCCACCAUCUCAACCAUCAACCGCCCCAAGCCCUGGCUGCUCAUCACCCUACCCUUCAUAGCACAAUACAUCUCCCUACUAACACUACUCAUCAUCAUCAUCUUCGCCAACACCAUCAGCGAAACCAUCACCACACCACUCCUCUCUACAAGAUGACCAAAUUCAACACAAUAAUUUAUCGGCCAUUUUUAUCCUUGUAAAAAUUGUACAUUGAAAAGAAGCGUUUGUAAUUGAAUGAGUUUAACAAUCCGAUGGAUUACGUUAAUGGAUGUAUUUAAUACAACGACGAUAGAUACUAAUGUUUCCUGUGAGGUAAAUAAGGUGAUCAAAAUUAUUAAUGUACAGUCAAUUUUAGGUGUUUAUGUUCUA
Molecule: messenger RNA, 999 nt
Organism: Ostrinia furnacalis (Asian corn borer)
Lineage: Eukaryota; Metazoa; Arthropoda; Insecta; Lepidoptera; Crambidae
Product: neurotrimin
Exons: 5
Coding region: 1-786 (261 amino acids)
Biological process (GO): synapse organization
Cellular component (GO): neuron projection membrane
Source: RefSeq, a predicted model, not a curated record